This is a messenger RNA of Micropterus salmoides (largemouth bass), 1652 nucleotides long. RefSeq lists its product as uncharacterized. The coding region runs from base 627 to 1346 and encodes 239 amino acids. The transcript has 4 exons. Lineage: Eukaryota; Metazoa; Chordata; Actinopteri; Centrarchiformes; Centrarchidae. The record is from RefSeq and is a predicted model, not a curated record.
AGUAAGUAGUCAUGUGAUAUAUUGUAUGAAUGCAUGUGUAUAACAGCAAUAUAAAUAUUAUAGUAACAUGACAUUAUUAACCGCUUCAUAGACCCAGACAGAGGCAAAUACAAGGCCCUUGGAAUUCAUCACAGUCUGGACAUGUUGCAUGGUGUAAAUAACCUUGCCAAAAAAAUAGCAGCAGUAAGUGUAAUAACUGGCUGAUGUUGUGAAACAAUUAUUAACCAUAAAGUUACUAUUCUGUACAUCAGGGUUAUUGAUGUGCAGUUGAUGGAUGACAGUAUGGAAGUUUUCAUUGAACUCAAAGACAACAGAUUUUGUUCACUUUCCUCUGCCAGAAGAUGUGUUACUCAUUCUAGACAUUUGGUGUAGUCAUUUAGUGUUUUCUUUUUUUUUGGGGGGGGGGGGGUGUUGAACAUUUACACUUUCACCUCUACACACAGACUAUAGUUGAAUGCCUGUAUUUUACAAUAAUAUUUUAUUUUUCUCUUUUCAAGGCAGCAAAGAUAAAAGGGACAGUCCAUCCUCUUCAACUGGCUGAAGGACAUAGUCAACCAUUUUCAGUGGUGUUGCAAGACUUGCUAUAUUAAGGACAUAUUUAUAGUGCAUUUUUAUGUUUUGCAGGCAUGAUUGGUUGGCAUCCUUCACCAUGUCUCAACAUUCACACCUGGACUAUGGGAAGUUGCAAACACGGGCACCUUGAAUCGGAUCAAAUGCGGGGAAAGAUGUGGAUCCAGAGAGACUCCCAGUGCCACAAAGCUUUAGUGGAUAUAGUUCUCAAUAAGAGGUGGCAGAAAGAUGUUCACAACUAUCUGCGAUUCAGAUCAACUGCAGACCUAGAGUCAUUCCAGAAUCAUAUCCUGAUGUAUGCCAGCAAGCGCUAUGCUUUCAGCCCCCCAGUACAUGAGGCAAGAGUUCUGCUUGCUGCUUUGGACUACAAUUUCCACCGGAACCGACCAACAAUGAAAACGCUGGACAUCAAAGAGAUUUUCAAAAGAUUGUAUAAGAAGAAUGGUAGAAGAUAUAGCGUAUAUGGCUUGAAAUCUGAAAAAACCUACGGAUGCAUUUCUGAGUUGCAAAGAAGGAUUGUGAAGAACAGACUCACAAGUGGAGUGGGGAGGCCUAGAAGGAGGAGCCUUCUCCCAGAUGACCCCAGACAGCUUGGUUUGGUGCCCCCCAUACCUGCACCAGCCACAUCAGACUUGUUGCAGAGACAAGUCAGAAGAGGUCAAGGACCGUUAUUCCAACCAGCAUCUGAUAUGGAAGGAUCCCCACAGGAGAUCACCUUGCAUGUGUCCUGGUACUUGUCAGGCAGGAUCACGAGGGAAAGAACUUCAGUUCACUGACAAAGUCAUAGCUUUUACUCUAACAUUAAAUUCUGUUCCUACCCUCCUCCAGUGGUUAUUUCCUGUUUUUCCAAUUUGUACACGUUUGCUAAGUCCACUGUGACCAGCGCAUAUUAUUUUCAGUAGGUAGCCUAAAUUACAGUUUACAAUUUGAACAGUAAUGAUAAGUAAGGGGACAGCUGUAGCCUUACUUAUUAUGUAAAUAUAAAUAACUAAAAUUGGUAUUGGAAAUGUUAUGGCAAAGUUUGAAAUUCUAAACACAUGUUCAAAUGUAUAUAAUGAAAAUAAAAACACCAUGUGCUUCUA